Molecule: messenger RNA, 6319 nt
Organism: Silurus meridionalis
Lineage: Eukaryota; Metazoa; Chordata; Actinopteri; Siluriformes; Siluridae
Gene: sema5ba
Product: sema domain, seven thrombospondin repeats (type 1 and type 1-like), transmembrane domain (TM) and short cytoplasmic domain, (semaphorin) 5Ba
Exons: 21
Coding region: 391-3654 (1087 amino acids)
Biological process (GO): semaphorin-plexin signaling pathway; axon guidance; negative regulation of axon extension involved in axon guidance
Molecular function (GO): semaphorin receptor binding; chemorepellent activity
Source: RefSeq, a predicted model, not a curated record
UGGAUUUCCACAUUUUCCCACCCUGGUGUAAGAGAUUACUCCCAACUCACUCUUGAUCUGACCAGGAAUGAGCUGAUAGUAGGAGCAAGAAACUACCUCUUUCGACUGAACUUAGGCAACAUUUCACUCAUACAGACUAACUGGAGCAUCACAAGCAGUGCCAGGGUCCAAAUCAAUGAGGAGAGAUGGCGCCAGCAGAUGAAGGAGAAUGUCUGAGCCUGACAGAGAAAGGGAGAUUGCGGGAUUGUGUCAGACCGCUCUUAUUCGCUCUCACUUUCUGAAUAUAACAAUACAACUAAAAGCAAACACCUAGUGAAAGUGUGAAAAGCAGGAUAUUUUCAUUUCAUUUCUGCACUGACUGUUUCUCUUACAUUUGCUGGAUGCAGUUUUAUGUUGUAUCACUUUGGGGCAUUUUCUUCACCUCGCUCUGCUUGUCCUCCAUAUGUCCUCCAGUGCUUCUUUGCCAUCUCGAGGAUGAUAUUAGCCUCUCCCUUCCACUAUUUGCCUCACAUCAUUAGCAUUAUUGUGUGUGUGUGUGUGUGUGUGUGUAGCAGAAGUAGAAUGGACCUGAGCAGGAGCCAGCUCAUCUCAGAAAUGCAUGUCCUAGUGCCAAACAUGCAGGCUUUGGCAGGAGGCCUGCAGGGCCAAUGCAGAAUCUUUUCCACUUUCCACAAGCAGGAUGAGGCGACAGAAUGGGGCCCAGACGAAGACACCAGGAGGUCCUGUCAAAGCAAAGGAAAGACAGAGAUAGAGUGUCAAAACUACAUCCGAGUACUCCUUGUUAACAAGACGGAGGUCAUGACCUGUGGCACUAAUGCUUUCCAGCCUCUGUGCAUCAUCAGAGAGGUGGGGAAUAUGAGCAGGAUAUUGGAACGGGUAAAUGGUGUGGCACGCUGCCCCUAUGACCCUCGCCAUAACUCUACGGCGGUUGUGACAGACAGCGGAGAGCUGUACGCUGCCACGGUCAUCGACUUCUCUGGCAGGGACCCAGUUAUUUACCGCAGCUUGGGAAACAUGCCUCCGCUGAGGACCGCCCAGUACAAUUCCAAAUGGCUCAAUGAGCCUCAGUUCAUCUCAGCGUACGACAUUGGACUCUUUACCUUCUUUUUUCUGAGGGAGAAUGCAGUGGAGCAUGACUGUGGGAAGACAGUGUAUUCUCGGGUGGCGCGUGUCUGUAAGAAUGACAUCGGUGGCCGCUUCCUGCUCGAGGAUACAUGGACCACUUUCACCAAGGCUCGGCUGAACUGCUCUCGCUCUGGAGAGAUCCCCUUCUACUACAAUGAGCUCCAGAGCACUUUCUACCUGCCUGAGCAGGACCUCAUAUAUGGCAUCUUUACCACCAAUGUGAACAGUAUAGCUGCAUCAGCAGUUUGUGCGUACAACCUUAGUGCCAUCACACGUGCAUUCAACGGGCCCUUCCGCUCCCAGGAGAACCCACGCUCCACCUGGCUGCCAACUUUUAACCCCAUCCCCAACUUCCAGUGUGGUACCAUUGAGGACGAGGGACCAAAUGAGGGUCUAACUGAGCGCAGCCUGCAGGAUGCCCAGAGACUCUACCUCAUGAAUGAUGUGGUACAGCCUGUUUCUGUCAACCCACUGGUAUGGCAGGAUAACGUGCGCUUCUCCAAGCUGGUAGUGGAUAUUGUGCAGGGCCAGGACACACUUCACCAUGUCAUGUACAUUGGCACAGAGUAUGGGACCAUUUUGAAGGCUCUGGCCACCUCCAGUAAGAGUCUACAAGGCUGCUAUUUGGAGGAGAUGCAGCUCCACCCCCCUGGUGUAAGGGAGCCAAUCCUAAGCCUUCAGAUUCUCCAUGGCGACAGGACACUCUUUGUCGGUCUGAAUGACCGAGUGCUAAAAAUUCCCCUGGCUAGAUGCUCCAGCUACAAAACUGAACAGAUGUGUUUGGGUGCUAGAGACCCCUACUGUGGCUGGGACAAAAAGCAGCGACGCUGCACCACAAUUGAGGAUAGCUCCAACAUGAGCCAGUGGUUCCAGAACAUCACUGCAUGCCCAAUGCGUAACCAAACUACAGAUGGUGCCUAUGGGCCCUGGACCCAGUGGCAGCCUUGCAACCACGAUGAUGGCGAUGGUACCAGUGCUUGCCUUUGUCGUUCCAGAGCAUGUGACAGCCCUCCUCCUCUCUGUGGUGGGAAAAUGUGUGAGGGUCCUACCAUUGAAGUGGCCAAUUGUUCAAGGAAUGGUGGCUGGACCCCAUGGUCAUCAUGGGGUCAGUGCAGCACCAGCUGUGAGAUUGGCUUCGAGGUGCGUCAGAGAUCCUGCAACAACCCCUCACCCAGACACGGUGGCCGAGUGUGUGUGGGCCAAGCCAGAGAACAGAGGUUUUGCAACGAGAAGGUUUCCUGUCCUCAGCCAGUUUUCUGGUCUUCAUGGUCACCCUGGUCUAAGUGCAGUGCCGAGUGUGGGGGAGGAGUGCAUUCUCGCUCCAGGAAUUGUGAGAAUGGAAACAGCUGUCCAGGAUGCGCACUGGAAUACCAGGCCUGUAAUCUAGAGUCAUGUCCUGAGGUGAGGCGGAACACUCCUUGGACACCAUGGGUGCCAGUUAAUGUAACUCAAGGUGGCGCACGGCAGGAGCAGAGGGUACGCUACAUUUGCAGGGCACAGCUGGCAGAUCCACACGAACUCCAGCUGGGUAAAAGGAAGGUGGAGACACGCUUCUGCCCCAACGAUGGCACUGUCACCUGUGACACGGACUCUCUUGUGGAUGAACUUCUCAGGACUCCUGGGGUGAGACUCACCAGCUCCAGUUGGUCAUUAUGGGAGUCAUGGACUUCUUGCAGUCAGGAGUGUGCUAAAGGAUAUCGUUCCCGCAAACGCACCUGCGCUGGCACGGAUGGCAAGAAUUCUCCCAAUACCUGUAGAGGAUCUCCUGUAGAGUACCAGGACUGCAAUCCCCAGCCAUGUCCUGUGAAAGGUGCCUGGUCUUGCUGGUCGUCAUGGUCACAGUGUACGGUGCCCUGCGGUGGCGGGCACUACCAGCGAACGCGCACAUGCACAAGCCCCGCGCCCGCCCAUGGAGGGGACAUCUGCAUCGGGCUGCAUACAGAGGAGGCUCUGUGUAACACACACACCUGCCAGGGUGGCUGGAUGGCCUGGAGCUUGUGGUCUGCGUGUGAUGAUCUGGGCCUGCAGUCACGUACUAGGGUGUGUGGGAAUCAGGGUUCUCCAUGCGUUGGAAACAGCACCCAGUACAGAGACUGCAAUGAGAUACCUGUGAUUUUACCUGCAUCUGGCUAUGAUAAAGACCAGCAUUGUGGGGGGUUCACACUGUUGCAUCUGAUAGUGACAGGUGUGUCAUGUUUCCUGGGAGCAGGCCUGUUGUCAUUCCUAGUGUAUGUCUACUGUCAGCGCUUCCACAAACCCUCACAGGAGUCUGCUGUGAUCCACCCUACCACCCCUAACCACCUCAGCUACAAGGGCAACACCACGCCAAAGAAUGAGAAAUACACACCCAUGGAGUUCAAGACAUUAAACAAGAACAACCUACUGCCAGAUGAAAGAACCAACUUCUUCCCUUCACAAAUUCAGCAGACGAAUGUCUACACCACCACGUAUUACCCCACACCGCUGGGAAAAUAUGACUAUCGGCCUGACUCUUCACCCUCACCCUGCAGAACCUACAACCCCAGCUGAGACACAUGUCCAACUCGUUAGCUAUAUUGCCAUGGUGAUGGUGAACACUGACAGUCCGGAGCUUUUAUUUUAAACUCUUAUUAUGUGCUCCAACCAUGCAUUCUUGGCACCUGAUGAGCAUAGAUGCUCCUCUGGAUCAUUUUGCAUGACUCCUUACACUCCCACCAUGGAGGAUUUGAGCAUGUCAUUUAAAUCACAGCUAAUGGUGUUUCAGAUGGUAUUCCUGCGUUGGGAACGUGUACAAUUGUGUAGCUACACUGAUGUCAAUUAUUUAAAUCUCGAUCUCUGUGAAUCUCGGGAUAUCUUUAAUCUUUAAAUGAAAUGUUUUUCUGGCUGAAUGAAAGAGGACCACUAUUUAAGCUGACUCCACACUUUCCAAACCUCAUAUGUGAAAUCCAAAACAGGCAGGUUCAAGACUCCACACUGGCAAACAUUGCACCAAGAAAGGAACAAAAAGAAAUAUGGUAAAAAAAAAAAAAGGAAUGACCAGAACUUGCAAGGUCUUUGUAAGAAUGCCCCAGAACCUAUUGUAGGUUGUGGGUUCUCACCAUACACAGUUCUCACCAAUCUACAACUAAAGAAGACAUGCAGUACUGAUCUGACAUGGACAACACUGAACCUUUUUGGUCAGGAAAUCACUAUGGCAAAGUCUGACAGCCAGCUAUGUGAAAAAUGCAGAGAAUGGAGUCCAAUGUUUAGUGCCAUUGUUCAGAAGAGUUUGGAGAAGAAACAGUAGGAAAAUAAUGAAUGCUGCUGGGCUUUAAAGACCACUAUGGCCCUUCACUCUUUGCUCCAUUGGACCUGGGAUCUCAUAUGAACUGAUACUUCUGAAUUCUGAAUAUUUGGAUUGCCUUGAUGGUUGUAUUAAAUACAACAAACUUGGGCAAUAUUUUUUUUAAAUAUGAAACAUUAUAGAAAAACUGAUAGCUUGGCACUUUUUUAAAAUAUGAUUUUAAAGAGCAAAUGGUUUGGAAAUUAAGUAGGCUAGAUGGAUAUUAGGGUUUAUUUAAAGAAUUCACAAUUUGAUGGGACAUACUGAUUUUGUUCAUUUUCUUAUAUUUAGAUGUAUUAUUUUGUAUUCUUUAGAGAAUUAACCUUCAUUAUCAUUAUUUUUUAAAAAUGGCAUUAAUUUAUACAGCAUUACUUGUACUAUAAAAUAUUCAUCAUUUGUUCAAGCUCUCGAUUAAUUGAUUCACAAACAUUUCCUCAUUUAAUCACAUCUAGCACAAUUUCUCUGCUUUAAUUUGUUAUUAGAACCAUGCAUACAUAUAGUAAGCACUUGUAUGUGGGUUUGUGUCUUAAAAAGGAAUGCCCAAGCUCAAAUGUGUACAGUGUUUAAGCAGAUAAUGAGGCAGGAAUGCACAUUCUUUAGUUUUUACUUUCCAGUAUCUGACGCACUCUUCAGGUCUACAUGAACAAGCGACAAUAAAAAGGUAAAAGAACAUGACGAAGUGUGUCAGGGGACAAUAUAACUUAAAAUAAGCUCGGUUUCUUAAGGGGCAUUCAAGAACAAAGCUAUUUUUAUUAUGCUUGCAAAGGAAUGCUGUCAGUGGUGACCUUUAGUUAAGCUAAGCACGAGUGCUUGAGUUGUACAUAGGUAAUGCCCCACUAUGACACAUAAGAGUUAGUGUAAUGUAAAUGUAUAUUGUAAAGCUAACACUUUUUUUUUUUUUUUUUUUUUACAAGCCUUAUAGAUGUAAAAUAGUAUGUGUGUAUAUACCAACUAUAGGCACGAUGUGGGGAUGGAGCUUGUCAAUGAGUCUAGUGCUCCUGCUCCAUGGCAGUCAACCAGAACUCCUCCAGUUCUUUGUAAAAAUCCAAUUUAAAACUUCAUUCACAUCUAUUACGUGACUAUGCUGUUUAAUUCAGAGACUAACUUCCUAGUUUGUUGAAUCGUUUUGGGAGGUUCUGAAAACUUCAAACCUCCAACUGUGCUAUUGCAUCUUAACCAAAUGCAAAGUAAAAUAUUUAGGAGAACGCAGUGCUACAGUGCAAAGAUUAAAACAGUUAUUUUGCUCUGGUAAUGACAUGAGUCAUGUCACCAAUGCCUCUAAAAAAAUCAAGUGUUCAUUUGCAGCUGUGUAACAAGGCCUGGAGUGUGCUGUGAUUUCAAUUAACCACCUACACUGUGAGGCUCAGCAGUGUAUCAUAUUCACUAAGGCACAGUGUACCUUUUGUUCCACAUUAAAAUAAAUAAAUAAAUGGUUUCAAUAUGAUGUAUUUUAUAUAUAGGAAAAUGACAACCUUUACCUAACAUGAGUUUCACAUUAUUGCCCAAUGUGCACAGAAUAUAGUCUUGUUACUCCCUGUCUGACCUCUGUAUUUUAACAGGCGAGGAGCAAGCUGACAAAAUGAGAUGCUUCAUCCCCACAAGGCUUGGUGCCCUUCUAUGCAACUGACCCAUUGGUACUGUUAGAUAUGUUAUGUAGACUGUAAUCACUGCCUUUUAGACACUGUGAAUUUUUGGUACUCUAUAUUUUUGUAUAUUGUACAUUGUAAAUGAUAAUAAACCAUGAUGAUGACUCAAACUAACUGCUAGCUCAUCACUUAGCACAUUUCUAAACAUUACCAAAUUUGGCCAUUCUGUUCUCAGUUUGACUGUGAAAGGAAAGUGUUUUCAUAUUGGCAUAGGAUCUGUUUUUGUGUUUCUGUAGCCAGUGUCAGU